This is a messenger RNA of Pseudovirgaria hyperparasitica, 2047 nucleotides long. RefSeq lists its product as uncharacterized. The record is from RefSeq and is a predicted model, not a curated record. Lineage: Eukaryota; Fungi; Ascomycota; Dothideomycetes; Acrospermales; Acrospermaceae. The transcript is spliced from 2 exons. The coding region runs from base 128 to 1750 and encodes 540 amino acids.
CUUCCUUAUAUUGGAGGCCCUGGUGUAUAUAAGUGAUAUUGCUCAAGGCAACAUUGGAUAUGCACUCGAUCUUUCGCCAUCGCCAGGUUCCAGGAAUUUAUGCCGAUCCAGGGAAACCAACACUACAAUGGGGAAAAAGAGUAAGACGAAGAGCGCAAAUUGGCCUGCCGUCGAAGACAACCGGCCUCUGGUCUCACCAUAUGAAGGAGCCUCCUGUACCCUAACUCUUGGAGAUGAUGCACAGCGUUUUAAUAUCCCGCAAAAUUUGCUCCAACAAUUUCCCAAAUUCGCCGAGCUCGCAAGCAAUGGACACGUAUCGUCCAUGCGCCUUUCAGACGUCGAUGACGGCGUUGCUCACACAUUGGUCCACUUUCUCUUCACUAGGCAAUAUCAAACUCUUCGACAAGUGGGCAUAUCUACGGAAACAGAGAAUUUGAUCGAGUAUGACCGAAGUAUCAAGGCAUUGUGUGCAGCUACUGCGUACGAGCUUGCUGAUUUGGCAUACACAAGCAAGAAGCAGGCAGAAUACUACGGUACAACUAUACCCAUAAAUUUGAUGAUCCAGGUUGGCAACUUAACCUUCAUGAAGCUAGCCUCCUCCAAAGCGUGGUUCCUAGAGCAUUUGAGAAGCAAUCUUAGCAAAGCACUCCAGGCGGACGUACAAUUAUUUGCGCAACAUGAGUUUAUGGAUUCCCUGACUGACCUUGAGUUCACAAAGGCGAUUUUCGGACUCAUAGUAGAGCUGCUUAUUGACUUCAAGCGUGCUUCGAGUAGCCCUGUGAGAGAGACUGAUCUCCCCAUGGAGGAAGAUUCUGCUCGGCAACCACGGGUUGAAGAGUGCUGGGGGACUGUCGACGAGCCAGUUAACAGGUCAGUACUCAGUUCUGAGCCUGAGCCUGGUUCAAUUCAUGAGGCGAUUUCUGAUAUUGGGCCUACCUCCGAUCCUGAGCUGGUCCUUGAGGAGGUUCAGCUAAUUCCCGAGCCUGAGCCAGCACCAGAACCUGAGUCAAUACCAGGGUCCCAUUCAAGCACGGCCAGGCCUGCAGACGACUCUGUAUGGCUACGCAAGUCUGAGCCAGCUCUAGAGUGCGAAGUUCCUACAGAUCGUGACGUUGCUCUAGAGGUGGCUUUGGCACCUGAAGCGGUGGAUGAGGUUGAACCUAAAGCUUGCGAGGAAGGAGACGGCUGGGGUGAUACGUGGGCGUGGGGUCGUACAACCACGACCAAGAAGAAGACGAACAAGGGAAAGAAGAUGUAUGAGCCAGCUCUAGAGUGCGAAGUUCCUACAGAGUAUGACGGUGCCCCGGAGGUGGCCUUGGCACCUAAAGCGGUGGAUGAGGUUGAACCUAAAGCUUGCGAGGAAGGAGACGGCUGGGGUGAUACGUGGGCGUGGGGUCGUAUAACCACGACCAAGAAGAAGACGAACAAGGGAAAGAAGAUGUAUGAAUCAGCUCAAGAGUGCGAAGUUCCUACAACGUGCGAAGUUCCUACAGAUUGUGACGUUGCCCCGGAAGUGGCCUUGGCAUCUGAAGCGGUGGAUGAGGUUAAACCUACGACUAAAGCAAAGAAGAAAAAGGGAAAGAAGGGAAAGAGUAAGCCGGUCGAAGCGGAUCCCGACACAGAAAAGCUGAUGAAAGAGACACAGCCUCCAGUCCCCGCUGUCGACGUAGCCUGUCCCGAUAAACUAUCUAUUGAAGAACUGUUUGGUUAUUGGGGUCUGCCUCUUGUAAGUGCCAUAGAGCAGGCAUGAACUUAGACGCUCUGCGAACGGUCCGAAGAAUAGCAUUUCCUCCUUCUCGAUUGUUCGAGUACUUGACAAAGUGAUGGAGUAUAGCACAAGUGCAGGACAGCUCCAACUGUGUGGAGCACAUACAGCACGGUAAAGUGCUUCGUAGCUGGGCAAAAUGUGGAUGCGUAUAGCCAGGUUGGUGCAAUGGUCUGGGCAACGGGAAUUUGUAGUCGCCUCUGUAGCAUCUUCGUCUAGAAAGGAAAUCUGUGGAGAAUAAAGUGAUGGAACCCGUAUUGAAUGGUGAUACCACAAUAUAAC